CUGCGGCGGCCGUGGCGCAGCGGCGGGGCCGGGCGGUGAGGGGAGGGCAGGAGGGCGGGUAGGGGGGGACAGCGCCAUGGCCAAGUGGGGGCAGGGGGACCCGCGCUGGAUCGUGGAGGAGCGCGCGGACGCCACCAACGUCAACAACUGGCACUGGACGGAGCGGGACGCGACCAGCUGGUCCAAGAGCAAGCUGCGGGAGGUGCUGGUGGGGCUGGCGGUGGAAGGGGAGGCCGGGCGCUGCGAGAUCAGCGAGCUGAAGCAGGUGGAAGGGGAAGCGUCCUGCAGCAGCCGCAAAGGGAAACUCAUCUUCUUCUACGAGUGGAACCUGCGCCUCAGCUGGAGAGGUACAGUGAAAGAGUCUGGUGAGAAACAUAAGGGAUCUGUUGAAAUUCCUAACCUGUCAGAAGAAAAUGAGGUAGAUGAUACAGAGAUAAACGUUAGCAAAAAGAAAGGGGAAGGCGAUGUUCUGAAGGAACUUAUGAGAACUGCAGGAACCACAAAAGUCAGAGAGGCCCUGAGAGAUUACCUGAAAGCACUUAAAACAGAGUUCACCUUGGGAAUGAUUCUGCCAACAAAAGCGACCGUUGGUCAGGAGCUGGCUGCUGAGCGAGAACUGAUUGGGAACACCGUGCAGGAUUCUGUUUCACCACAGUCUUUGGAUAUAGUUGGUGUAAAAAUUCCAACAGUGAAGAUACUUAUGAGAGAGAUCUUCAACUCUGCAGCAGAUGAACUUUAUAGCAUCUUCACAACUAAGGAAUUGGUACAGAAGUUUUCUAAAUGUCCUGCCGUGGUUGAAGCUGAGAAAGGAGGCAAACUUCAGAUGUUCGAUGGCUUUGUCAGCGGUGAAUAUGCAGAACUGGUCCCAAACCAGAGAAUUGUCCUGAAGUGGAGGUGUAGAAGCUGGCCUGAUGAACAUUAUGCGAUGGUUGCCUUGAAUUUCAAGGAUCUGGCUGCUCAAACGGAACUGCAGUUAGAGUGCAAAGGAGUUCCCGUCUCGAAUGAAGAAAGUACAAGACGAUGCUGGAAACAGCAGUAUUUUGAAGAAAUACGUAUUUUACUGCAACAAUCCCAAGACACCAUGGAAUGAGAACAGCACUGUAUUUUUGUUUUUAGGGCAUUACUUUUUAUACUUGGUUAACUUCAAAGUAAUUUAUUUGGGGGAAGAAUAAAGACCCACUGCUAUAAUACUGUAUAUAAUUUAAGCAUUAUUUAUGGAUUUCUAGUGAAUGACGUGGGGAGUAAGUCAGACUAUGUAUUAUAAACAACUUCACUUGCAGAAACUGAUCUGUUUGCCCGUGACUUCAGAGAGCAAUUACGAUUCAGCUGCAGUAGAGCACUGCUGUCAUAGGCAGGACACCAAUGUAUGUCAACCUUACCACUCAUAAAUUUGCAUCAUCCAGAAGAUAAAGAUGUGCUCCUCUUUUCUACAGGCGAGGUUUUCCCUGAAAAGUUUGCAGUCAGUUAUUUUCUUUGAACUUCAGUGAGGUUUGUUGUAGUAACGGGAACAAACACCUCACGGUGAUAGGACAGAUGUACAGACUGGUCACUAAGGGUCACACUGUGUGUGUUUUAGGUGUCCAGGUAGAGGGUGGAAACAGCCUCUUCAGAAAUUUUAUGUUUUAGCAUUUUCCUUUUUCUAAAUGCUAAAAAUUGUUACCUUUUUUGAUAAAUAUUCAAGGACAAGGCCCUAACAUUUUGAAUACAAAAAUGAUUUAGAGCAUUGGUUGACAAAAGGGCAACCUUGAAAUAGAAAAUCUAGGUUUUAGACCGAGGUCAGUUUUGUCUAUAGACUGCCCAAGGGAUUUUUGUGACAAUAUGGCAUGUGGGAGUAGGAUGUUAAAUCCAAUCACAAGUUUCUUCAAACAGUGUAUCCUACUGGCUCCACAGUUUUCCUUCCUAACUAAAAAACCCAUCUGAGAGUCACAAGUGCCCACGACUUGUGUUUUGCUAGUCUGAAUUUUCACGUCUCCUUCCACUAGCAGGCGUGUUCAACUAGAUCAAUUGCCAGUCAUCAGUGGUAAAAAAGAAGUGACUUACUUGUGUUGGCAGUGUUGCACCACUCACUUCCAGAGCCCCCAGAAAACGCAGCAGCUGCUGCAGGAAGGUCCAGGACUGUGUGAGGAGGAGCAGCCCCAGCCAGCCCUCGUUUCCUCUUGAAGGAAAGGGGAGUGAAGCAAAGAUGACCUUGCCUUUACAAUUCUUCUUCCUUCGUGCCUGCACAGCUGUAAGUUUGACAAUCUGUACAAGCUUUGUUGAGCUAAAACCACAAAGUACCUACCUUUUAAUCCUGCUUGUAGGCCAGCCUGGUGUACAAAAUGGGCAGACAGCUCCUGAUGACUGUCCUUAGAGUCAAAAAAGGGACAUUUUUCCUUUUGCUUCAGCAGCAGUCCUGCACUCUUCCCAUCCUCGCUGGAUGUGCUGGAACUUGGCUGACUUAGUCCUGUAUUGCUGACCUGAAAGUUCAGUUUUUCCGCACAGUUAUUCUGGAACUGAGAAAAAUCAAAGACAAGUUCAUUUUACGUGUAGCAGGCAGCCUGCAGGACAAUGUCUGGCACUGCCAGCCAGCCACAGCAUCAAGGGGACAGUCAUCAUCUGGGAGAGGCAAAACUUAUUCCUGAGUGCUAACAUUUCUCAGAGUCUCCAAGAGUUUAAUAUUAUAAUAUUAAUAAAACCAAAAAGUAUUAAACUACUUGUUAUCCCCCAGCCCUUGAGCUGGAUGGAGCAGAGUUAGGAAUUACGUAUUAUUUAGUUAACAGUAUGGUAAUGAUAUGAUAGUAUCACACAUAAAGAAAUGACAGUACCAUAAACAUAGUUUGUUUUCUAAAUACAAAUGUCUGUGAAAAGCUUCCCCAUCCUAAAAUUUUCCCAAUAUAACAAAAGAGAAAUAGCAGGGGUGGAGAGACAUGUAGAGAGUUUGAGGGAAGUAGGCUCAGAUUUAUUGGAAUUCAUGUGUUUUUAAGGAGUCAAAUGAGCAGAGAGGACAGUAUGAAAGAAGCAACAAAGCAGGACCAGGAAAAGAGUUUUGCUUGUGGUAUUAAAUGAGAGGUGGGAUGAGCCGUGUAAGAAUAAAAGCUUUAAGAGACUGAGGAAGCCAGUUAAAGAUGGGGGUUUUCAAAGAAAGGGAUUUUAAAACAUUAUUGAAAGCAGAGGAAUACAAACAAAAAAACUGACUUACAGUAAAAGAAGGAAAAUACAACGGAAGAAAUCGGGAGGGACACAAGGAGAAAAGAAACAGGUGCAACUGAGGAUAUGGAAGCGGAGACAAAUUUGUGCAGAUAUCCUUGUGACCACGUGAAUCGUCGACUCAAUGGUCCUACACAGCAUGUCUAAAAUGUCAUGCUGCUGCGUGUGACUGAAGAGUCCUCUGGAAUGGCCACAACUCAUGGAUAAACCCGUGUCCGGGUCCUGGGAUGCUAAGGCUUGACCGUCACAGCUCCUCAAAUCCACCAGGUCAGAUAAAACCGCGGAAAUGGAUGUGGAAGGGAACUCCGAGUCCUCCUCGGCUCCAAUGGAAUCCUUGGCAGUCUGCAAGUCUUUGAAUUCUUUGCAUUCUUCAAAUUUACCGUUUCCUGCCUGCUCCUCCGUGUGCUGUGAGCGCGUCGCUAACAUUACGUCUUCUGAAAAUGAAGAUGGAACUUCCAUUCUGUACUCUUUGACAGAACUGUUCUCGGGGGAAGGAGGAUCCUGCUCCGUGCCUGGAUCAAUGAUCGAAGAGUCCCGUGUCUCGUUAUCUGAAGUGCUCGUUGGGGUCAACGCCUCCCGGGGUUCAGUCUUUGUAUCACUGAUACAGCUAUCUACAGUGUGCUCCUCGUCACUGCUCACCCGUCUUCUCUUCACAGGAGUAGCUCCUUCGUCAUCUGUGGAAAAAGGAAAACUCGCUUAGGGAAAGCAUCCUACGCAUCCAAAUAACAGGCUUUUCACAUUUUUAUCCUUUUCCACAUUAAAUACUUAUUUCCUUAUAGAAAAUUCAUGUAAUUGCCUAGAAUUUUAGCUCCAUAAUAAAAUAAUAUUUCUUCUGUA
This is a messenger RNA of Columba livia (rock pigeon), 4023 nucleotides long. RefSeq names its product Putative activator of 90 kDa heat shock protein ATPase homolog 2 (gene AHSA2). Bases 77 to 1090 code for a protein of 337 amino acids. The record is from RefSeq and is a predicted model, not a curated record. The transcript is spliced from 11 exons. Gene Ontology annotation, cellular component: cytosol. Gene Ontology annotation, biological process: protein folding; positive regulation of ATP-dependent activity. Lineage: Eukaryota; Metazoa; Chordata; Aves; Columbiformes; Columbidae. Gene Ontology annotation, molecular function: ATPase activator activity; protein-folding chaperone binding.